Messenger RNA from Neltuma alba, 2288 nucleotides. Its product is annotated as rab escort protein 1. The coding region runs from base 152 to 1858 and encodes 568 amino acids. The record is from RefSeq and is a predicted model, not a curated record. Gene Ontology annotation, cellular component: cytosol; nucleus; Rab-protein geranylgeranyltransferase complex. The transcript is spliced from 9 exons. Gene Ontology annotation, biological process: vesicle-mediated transport; small GTPase-mediated signal transduction; protein geranylgeranylation. Gene Ontology annotation, molecular function: GDP-dissociation inhibitor activity. NCBI's taxonomy places the organism in Eukaryota, Viridiplantae, Streptophyta, Magnoliopsida, Fabales, Fabaceae.
AUUUUGCGCGGAAGGGGAUAAAAGCUAAAAGAAAAGGAGAAUAUUGCUGGAUUUAGGGCCUCCGGCGCUUGCUUUGAUCCGACCAAGUUCUCGUCGCACUUCUCUGUACCAAGUGUAGCUUAGCCAAUAACUACGACGUUUCGUCGACGCAAUGAGUGCAGCCGAACCCUCUUCAUACCCUCCCAUCGACCCCGUGAACUUUGAUCUUAUUAUCGUGGGCACCGGCCUGCCAGAAUCUGUUAUUGCCGCCGCAGCUGCCGCUGUCGGGAAGACGGUUCUCCAUCUCGAUCCCAAUUCCUUCUACGGCAGCUACUUCGCUUCCCUUUCCCUUGAUGACUUCACUUCUUUCCUCAAUUCCCAUUCUGUACCCGCAUCAGCCGCUACCGCCACAACUACGCUGGGCAAUCAGCAUGACGAUAGCAAUCACGUCGUCAUAGAACUCAUUCAGCAAUCCCUGUACUCUGAUGUGGAAGUUGUUUCUUGCCCUUCUGAGAAGGAAAACUUACUGCGUGAAAAUUCCAGAAAAUUUAAUCUGGAUUUGGGAGGACCUAGGACUCUAUUUUGCGCUGACAAAUCCGUUGAUUUACUGCUCAAGUCUGGUGCUUGCCAGUAUAUAGAAUUUAAAGGCAUUGAUGCGAGCUUUGUGUACGAAGCAAAUAGGAAAUUUGUGAAUGUGCCGGAUUCUCGGGCAGCGAUUUUUAAUGACAAGAGUCUUACGCCGAUAGAGAAGCGCCGGUUAAUGGAGUUCUUUAAGCUCAUUCAGCAGCACUCGGCAGCUUCUUCCGAUAAUUACAACAAUAGGGAUGCAGAUGACGGGGUUGAUGGUUGCAACAUUUCAGAGGAAGAUCUGGAGAGCCGAUUUGUUUUCUUCAUGGAGAAAAUGCGGUUGCCACCAAAGAUAAAAUCGAUUCUUACGUAUGCUAUAGCCAUGGCAGAUUAUGAUCAAGAGAAUAAUGAGUUUUGUGAAGAUUUACUCAAGACAAAAGAUGGAAUUGAACGCUUAGCUCUGUACAGUUCAUCUGUUAACAGAAUUCCAAAUGCCCCUGGUGCUCUGCUUUAUCCUAUUUAUGGUGAAGGAGAGUUACCACAAGCCUUUUGCCGUCGUGCUGCUGUCAAAGGUUGCAUAUAUGUUCUCAGAAUGCCAGUCAUUGCUCUUCUUAUGGAUAAGGUUACUGGGCAUUAUAAAGGCAUUAAAGUAGCUUCCGGUCAGGAUUUAUAUAGUGAUCAGCUAAUCCUGGAUCCAUCGUUCACCAUUCCAUCACCAGUGCCUUCAUCUCCAAGAGAUUAUUCCAUGGAAAGGAUUCAUAUUUUAAGUCAGAAAGAAGUUAAAAGGAUGGUAGCCAGGGGCAUAUGUGUUACAGGGAGUUCCAUAAAGAAAGAUGUGCCUACUUGCUUGGUGGUGUAUCCUCCUAGAUCUCUGUAUCCUGAACAACAUACAUCUGUCCGAGCUCUUCAGAUAGGAUCAAACCUUGCUGUUUGUCCUCCAGGCACUUUUGUAUUAUACUUUUGUGCGGUUUGUAAAAAUGCUGAUGAAGGAAAGAAGUUACUACAAGCUGCCAUGAAUGCUCUUCUUGUGUUGCCUGAAGCUGGAAACCCCAGUAUUUCAAGUGAUCAAAGUGAGAGUGCAGAUAUAAAGCCCAUUGUGCUUUGGAGAGCAUUUUAUGUGCAGAAAAUAACAGCGGUUAAGUUUGAUCGCAUUAGUUCCGCUCCUCCACCAGAUGGGAAUAUAAACUAUAACGACCUUUUAGAUGCAACUGAGAAGCUGUUUCGUCAAUUGUAUCCCCACGAGGAAUACUUUCCAGAGACCAAAUCACCUGAAGAGUCUAUGGAGGAUAACGGGAUUAGUCUGGAGGGCUAGCAAGCGCUGGCCGGCUGAGCCUUGUCACGAGAACGGACAGUUUGACAUGGUUUAUGCGUCUUUGACUGAGACUACAACUUGUCUGAAUCUGCUGCAACAGCACUGGAGUAUAAAGGCCUGAAAGUCAGUCUACUUCUAGGAUGUACAUUGUAUGACCACUUUCGCUGUUCCUGUGCUGUUGACCUAUUCGUUUUUUUCUUUUUUUGAGGCAAAGCUGGAAACUGAUCUUUUUCUUACCUAUCUGAAGUGGAAUCUUAAUUGAAGGCACGUGUUUACCAUUGUACAAGGGUCAUUCUAGUGGCUUGGUCUUUUAACUUAAAGACAUGAAUUUUUUUUUUUCCCCCGUGUGAUAGGUGACAUGUUUAAUCCUAUCUGUAACUUUAUGCAGUUUAUGCCUGCCUUCUAAAUCAAUACCCGUCUUUAACAAAAA